AUGAAUCGUUUCGAAGUCCCCGGCAGUGUCGAGUAUCAUCUCGUAGAAGAACUAUGCACAACUUCGACGCUGACAUCCUUCUACAACCUGCUUGGAGGGGAACACUCCGACAUUUCUAUCGUUUGUGGCGAUCACGAAUUCAAGGCUCACCGCGCGAUCGUAUGCACACAAUCUUUGUGGUUUGACGUGGCUUUCACCGCUCCUGCCAAGAAGCGUAUCAUCAGAAAGGUAGAGGUUAAAGGAGUUGACCCUGGAGUUUUCCAGCGAUUUCUCGAAUUUCUUUACACUGGGACAUAUACGAUCGAAGGCGAGACACCACAACGAGAUCUCACCACAUCUCGAACCGGAGAGAUAGAGUCGAUGUUGAGGGAUCACUCAGAGCAACCUUGCAGCAUGCCUUCCAGCGAAGUAGCUGCUUCCGAUACAUCUUCCAAGCGCCCUGUCAGACGUUCCAGUAGGAAAUCGCACUCGACUGCAGACUCAAUGGACGAGGCACCCGAUUCCGACACUCCGAUGGCGACCGCGGCUUCGCCCGACUCUUCGAUCCCGGAGGAAAUCCUAUUCAAAACUCCCUUCCCUCCCGCAAUGACCAUUUCGCUCGAGCUGUACAAUCUUGCGCAUGAGUACAAAGUGCCUGCUCUCCAACUUCUUGCUCGAGAGCGUUUCUUCAAAGCGGCCAAAGCCCGUUGGCUCUCGUCCUGGGAAGGGGCGAGCUGGGAGGACACAAAGGAGUUCGAAGACGUUGCCCUGAGUCUCUACACGUCUCAAGACGGCGAGCCUAUGUGGAAGGUCCUGGUUCUAUUGGUCCAGGCGAAGACUGGGGAUGACUUAAUGAAGCGCCGAAUGCACGAUGUGGCGAAGGAACAUUAUGAUCUUCGAGCUGGUGUUGAAGGACAGGAAGUUCAAGGAAUGACGGACCCCAAGACCGUUCGGCAGAACCUACAGCAACCAGCAUGUGGUAGGCUGGGAAUCCCUACAUUUCAUGGGAAUGCACUACUUAGUGAACCCGACCAAGAGUGGCAGCCACCAGCUGAAGAAGUAGAAGUACCCGAAGAGGAGGAUGAGGAGGACGAGAACAACGAGGAUGGCUCUGAGAACAGCGAUAUGAAUGACCACCAAGAGGGAAAACCCGACAUAAUGACGAUGGAAGACGUAGUCACCAUCCCAAACAGAGAAGGAUUGAGACUAAUCGCAGAACUACGCGACGAUAUGAAACUGCCUCUCCGGCUUUAUGCCAUGGCAUACAAGUACGACGUGCCCGCGCUCCGACUCCUUGCCCGCAAUCGCUUUUACAGAGCCGCUGAGCUAGCCUGGGAAAUGGCAGAGUGCUUCCCUGAUAUCGCGGGGUACGCAAUCCAUUCGAAAAUGGUACUUCACUGA
Messenger RNA from Fusarium venenatum, 1380 nucleotides. RefSeq lists its product as uncharacterized. Gene Ontology annotation, molecular function: protein binding. The record is from RefSeq and is a predicted model, not a curated record. NCBI's taxonomy places the organism in Eukaryota, Fungi, Ascomycota, Sordariomycetes, Hypocreales, Nectriaceae.